AGAGAAAGUCGGGUUACUUUGGUGGAGAAGUAACCCGUCUACUGAUCAAUGGAAACCCACUACUGAACCUCACGGGACUCUUAUCCAAGGAGUCGUCCAAUCUCAUACCACACGGUAGUUUUCGGGAGGUGCGGAAAUGCACCUACACCACGUCCGACCAUGGUGACUUGGAGGUAGCAGUCAAGCCUAUAAUGAUUGACGUCACGGACGACGAUUCCAAGGCCAGAAUUACCCAAAAACUCUUGGACUAUUUUCGUGCACGAAUGCAACUGCAACACGAGAAUAUUUUGCCUUUGCUCGGUUUCAGUGACGACUUUGGGCAACUCCCAGCGAUGGUUUCCCCUUGGAUGCACGACGGCUCGCUUAUUACCAUAUGUAGUGAACAAAAGUGGACCAUCGAACAUAAGUUUGAAAUCUUGCAGCAAGUCGCUGCAGCCAUCAGCUACCUCCACUCGAAGGACGUUGUUCACGGUGACCUUACCGCCAACAACAUUCUAAUAGAUUCCGACGGCAACGCCCGCGUAGCAGACUAUGGGAUCCUCAUCAUGCGUUCCGAGCUCUCGGGUACUUCAUACGUCGGAAGCAUUAACGUGCGGUGGGCUGCUCCAGAGCUCUUUGAAGCGCUCGAGAACAAAGAGUCGUCGACUUCUCCAACGCCAGCGAGCGAUAUUUAUUCUUUCGGAUGCCUCAUGCUUCAGGUCAUGACAGGUCAACAACCUUAUGCAGAUGCACGGAACGAUGACCAAGUCACUGACUUGAUAGGCAAGGGUAAGAAGCCAACAAGACCCUUGAGUCCACGUAUUGCAGAUUGUUUGUGGGAGGUCAUCGACAGAUGCUGGAAUGAUGUGGAACGUCGCCCCUCUGCCGACCAGGUUGUGGGAUUUUUACAUGAGAUUACGCUAGACAAAUUAUCGGAGAAAUAGCCCAAUCAAUGUAGGAUGUAUAUUUCAUUAUUGUGCCUCACUUAUGAUACUAGUAUGUAUAUGCCGGUGAUAGAUUGUUCAAAAGUUCAAAAUGGUACUUGAUGAACUUGGUGUUCGAGC
Messenger RNA from Suillus paluster, 1043 nucleotides. RefSeq names its product kinase-like domain-containing protein. The coding region runs from base 192 to 923 and encodes 243 amino acids. The transcript is spliced from 8 exons. Gene Ontology annotation, molecular function: ATP binding; protein kinase activity. Gene Ontology annotation, biological process: protein phosphorylation. NCBI's taxonomy places the organism in Eukaryota, Fungi, Basidiomycota, Agaricomycetes, Boletales, Suillaceae. The record is from RefSeq and is a predicted model, not a curated record.